AUGAGCGGUCUUUCUGAGUCGCAGAACCAUGCGUAUUCGUGGCACCAGUCUCACGACCAGGCGACAGUGCUUUUACUCGUACCAUACGAGACGGUGGAGGAUGAGCUAGAGGUCGUCAUCGAACGGAACCAUAUUGUGGCGGGUGUACGUGGGCAAGCGCCGGUGGUCAAGGGUCGAUUGUAUGGCGAUGUCGACACCAACACUUCCGUCUGGCAGCUCGAGCCGCGAACCUCGCAUCUCUCAUCCCGCACCCGUACUACAUCUACCACCUCUACCGGCUCAAAUCAAUCCUCAUACGCGUACAUCUCUGAGCCCGACAUCUCCAGCAGUUUCGCUGCCUCGCUCGACAGCAAUCCCACCUCCGAUACGGACGAACCUGGCCUCACAACAGGCUCUCCCGCACUGUCUUCCCCCAUCUCAUCCGCAGACGAGCGUGUAGGCUUCGCAGCUAUACAUAGGCGCAGGCGUAGACCAUUAGGCACUUCGUCAACUCAAUCGCGAGCCGCCUCUCCGCGAUAUGUAGCCGGAAGUCUCGCUUCAUCGUCCAUCUCUUCCGAGUCGUUGCAUGGGUCGAAGUCGGGGAGACUUUUGACCAUACAUCUAGAAAAGGCCGACCCCGUCAUCUGGCCGUCUUUGAUCGUAGGGCCUAUAUCGGAUACGCUAUCUCAGUCACUAUCGAGCUCGUUGGGACUGGGCGCGAGAGAGGAGAAGGAGGGGAUGUUCGACAUGGAUCCUACCAGCUUGGUGUUGCUGGGUUCGGACUCACUGGAUAUUCGACAGGAUUCCGAAGAGGCAUUCGAAUAUUUUCUGCGAGCCUGGAACCAAGCCAGCCUACCUUCCGCCACCAUGCGACUCGUCACUCAUUACGUCCCGCUCCAUCUUCCCCUCGAAGCAACAUCUGUUCAACCAGAACGCGGCACUCCAGCAUACUAUGCACAACGUCUCGGGGGCCCACUGUCCCUCGCGCAGCUAUACCUCCAGGCCGGACUACUCCAUAUCGAAGGCGCUGCCUCCGUUCUCCUCUCGUCUUCGUACUCUGGCCUGUCUUCGAUUCGCAUACCGCAUUCGUCUGUGUAUCAUGAACGACCAGAAACGGCUACAGAGGCGUGGAAGCGCGACCGUGAGAACGCACGGCAGUAUUUCGAACGUGCGAAGUCGCUGUGCCCUAGUCUUGAUGUUCCGAGUCUUCCUGCGGAUAGAAGUAGCGGUGGCGACGAUGAAGAUGAUAUUCAACUCGUCAUGCCGUCCAUCGAGCUUCAUCCCGCUCAAGAAAAGCAUGAAGGUGCUCGCAGAAGACAUGGCGAGAAGGAGGCGGAGGAUGUCGUUACGUCAAACCCUAACGAGGACACGCGGACGAGGACGCGGACGAAGACGUUAGUGGACGGCGAUGAUGAUGGGCUGGAUGGUGCUUGGUAUCUCUAUGUUCCUGGUUUGGUGGGUGCGGGUACGGCGUUGCUCGUUGUGGGAGUCCUUGGCGCGCUGAGCGUGUCGUCUUGGAGGAAGAGUCAGGGUUAG
Stereum hirsutum FP-91666 SS1 is the source of this 1515-nucleotide messenger RNA. RefSeq lists its product as uncharacterized. Gene Ontology annotation, biological process: protein folding. NCBI's taxonomy places the organism in Eukaryota, Fungi, Basidiomycota, Agaricomycetes, Russulales, Stereaceae. Bases 1 to 1515 code for a protein of 504 amino acids. Gene Ontology annotation, cellular component: cytoplasm. The transcript is spliced from 6 exons. The record is from RefSeq and is a predicted model, not a curated record.